CUCUCCCCCUCAACCCUCUUUAAAUCCUAUCAUCUGGAAAUAAAACCACCGCCUCACCACCACUAACCACCACCAAAUCUCCACCGCCUCUGGCCACCAUUACAACCACCAUAUUAUAUCCAAGAUCCAAUUAUUAAAUAAUCCAACAAAAAAGCCUUAUUUUUGGCACCAACCCAGGUCACCUCACUCAAAACCCACAUCAAAAACUCUUCAACCUAACUUCACACACACAUUGGUUUUUAGUAUGCUGAAAGAUGGAUCUGAAACAGAUGCUCAGAAAUUGAUUUCUUUGGUUUUUAGUAUGCUGAAAGAUGGAAAUAUUGAUCGGGUUGAUGAGAAAAUUGUUAGAAACUUUGCGUUCGGUGCAAGGGCUGUGUUGAACCCCAUGGCAGCCAUGUUUGGGGGUAUUGUUGGACAGGAAGUUGUUAAGGUUUGUUCUGGAAAGUUUCAUCCACUACUUCAGUUUAUACAAGCUGCAAGCCUGCAACAAAAAGAAUUAUCCUACAGUUUAACUGGGAUAUGGAGAAAGCAGAGGGAUCCCAAUUUUGAAUAUGAAGGGUCGAAGAUUGUGUCCACUAGUAGUGCGAUUGAUUUAGUAAUUUUAUAAAAUCCCCAAUUUUGUCCAGUUAUAAAAUGAAAUUGAAGGUUUAUUAGUUUGAUUUGUUGAAUUCUUGUUAGACCCUGUUGUGUGUUGUUGCGUUUUUUUGAUCUUGUGAUUAAGAAUCUUGUUUGAAUA
Molecule: messenger RNA, 736 nt
Organism: Helianthus annuus (common sunflower)
Lineage: Eukaryota; Viridiplantae; Streptophyta; Magnoliopsida; Asterales; Asteraceae
Product: ubiquitin-activating enzyme E1 1-like
Exons: 2
Coding region: 245-607 (120 amino acids)
Molecular function (GO): ubiquitin-like modifier activating enzyme activity
Source: RefSeq, a predicted model, not a curated record